AUGGUGCGUUGCGGUCGUUGUGUUGCAAUGGAGAGUGAGGUGUUUGACGCAGUGAGAGAUUUACGAGAUCCUGAAUUUGCUGCUGAGACACUCGAGAUGCUGCAGGUGCUGCAGCAGCAGCUCGUUGUUGUCAGGUGUACAGCCACCUGCCGCAUACACAGCAGCAGCAGCAGCAGCAGCAGCAGCAGGGGUGGUGGUAGUGGUGAUAAUACGCACUAUGUAGACCCCUGGAAGGAAGAAGAUUGCAUCAACUGCUGUAGUCGGUGCAGCAGCAGCAGCAGCAGCAGCAACAGCAGCAGCAGCAGCAGCAGCAGCAGCAGCAGCGACAACAACAAUAACAACAACAACAACAACAACAGCAGCAGCAGCAGCAGCAGCAGCAGCAGCAGCAGCAGCAGCAGUGAUGAGGUAAUAGAAGGCUGCAGGCCUGAUUGCCGUUGCUGCUGCAUUGUGGUGUCUAUACACCCCACGAGCCGCCGCUGCUCUUUUGCUGCUGUCUUGGGUUUAUUGGUGCGGGCUGAAUUGUCUUUGCGGUUUGCUGCUGCUGAUGCAGCAGCUAUCGCUCUCAAUGGAGGCCUAGAUACUUCUGCUGCUGCUGCUGCUGCUGCAGCAGCAGCAGCAGCAGCAGCAGCAGGGGAACACACAGGAACUGCUGCUGCUGCUGCUGCAGCACCAAAUGCAUCGUCAGCACCACAACCAUCAUCAUCAGCAGCAGCAGCAGCAACAACAACAGCAGCAACAGCAGCAGCAGCAGCAGCAGCAGCAGCAAGUCCUUGUAUAUGGAUCCGUAUAUGCGGCCACGAAGCAGCAGAAGAACUAACAAAACAACUGAACGAUAAAGAGCGAGUUGCUGCUGCUUUAUCUACCCCAGCAAUCAGACAAACUGUACUUGCUGCUAUGCUUAUGGAAGAUGCAGCAUACUAA
Molecule: messenger RNA, 924 nt
Organism: Eimeria mitis
Lineage: Eukaryota; Apicomplexa; Conoidasida; Eucoccidiorida; Eimeriidae
Product: transport protein particle component Bet3 domain-containing protein, putative
Exons: 1
Coding region: 1-924 (307 amino acids)
Biological process (GO): iron-sulfur cluster assembly
Source: RefSeq, a predicted model, not a curated record